This is a messenger RNA of Amoebophrya sp. A120, 2146 nucleotides long. NCBI's taxonomy places the organism in Eukaryota, Dinophyceae, Syndiniales, Amoebophryaceae. The record is from the annotation of a GenBank genome assembly.
GAUUGUGUCGUUCUUUCGUUGCAUGUGAGUUUAAAAUAUUAACAAAACAAAACAAACAAAAUGAGCAUCUCCACCUCCGGGGCAGUAUAUAAAAUACAAAUUUUCCAAUAGGCGUGGGCCUGUAGGCCUAAAUUCCGGUCGGUUGGUCGGUCGGUUGGUUGGUUUUGGACAGACGACAAUUGACCGAACCCGCUGCAUUGUGUUUUGUGUUUUUCUGAGAUUCAUCUAUUAUUACUGUUGAAGCUGCCUACCUACCCACCUACCUGGCGUCUUUUCGAUUCAUUGUAGUACCGUGAUCGCACCGAUCCACCUACCUACCUAUCCCUUGCCACCCAGAGACAGCUGCCUACUGGUCACGCCUACCGACCUACCCACCCACAUGGUGGGUAGGUGGGGCGAGGGAGCGCGCGCUGCCUAUUGGCCACGCCUACCGACCUACCGACCCACCAGCCUGGUGGGUGGGUGGGGCGAGGCAGGGUGCGCUGCCUAUUGGCCACACCUACCGACCUACCCACCCACCUCGCUGGUGGGUGGGUGGGGCGAGGGAGCGUGCGCUGCGUAUUGGCCACGCCUACCGACCUACCCACCCACCAGCCUGGUGGAUGGGUGCGGCGAGCAAACGCUGUCUAUUGGCCACGCCCACCGACCUACCCACCCACCUCGCUGGUGGGUGGGUGGGGCGAGCGUGCGCUGCCCCUUGGCCACGCCUACCGACCUACCCACCCACGGGCCUGGUGGGCGGGUGGGGCGAGCGUGCGCUGCCUAUUGACCACGCCUACCGACCUACCCGCCCACCUCGCAGGUGGGUGGGUGGGGUGAGCGUGUGUUGCCUCUUGGCCACGCCUACCGACCUACCCACCCACCUGCCUGGUGGGUGGGUGGGGCGAGCGCGCGCCGCCUAUUGGCCGGGCUGCCGAGCGACCUACCCACCCACCAGGCCGGUGGGGGUGUGGGGCGAGCGUGCGCUGCCUACUGGCCACGCCUACCGUCCGACCUACCCACCCACCUGCCUGGUGGGGGGGGGCGGGGCGAGCGUGCGUUGCCUAUUGGCUACGCCUACCGACCCACCCACCCAGCUGCCAAGCGGGGGGGGGCGAGGGAGCGUGUGUUGGCUAUUGGCCACGCCUACCGACCUACCAACCCACCUGCCAAGCGGGGGGGGAGGGGGUGGGGCGAGCGUGCGUUGCCUUUGCCUAUGGCUCAAUCUAUUAGCAGGGGGUUUGCAAGCAAGGGACUCGCGAAGCCAAGGGGUUGUGCAAAAAGCCCCCGCUCGGCAUGACCAAGCGGGGGCGGAUCCAAAUUUUGCGCGAGUUUGUCUCUAUUUCCCAAGUGUGUUUUGCUUGGGUUGAGGAAACGCAGGCCGUGGCUGGAGAAAAGUGCAGCAUUGGAGCCCCGACCUCUUUCUAUCUCACAGGCGCAAACUCUCACGAGGCCCCCCGGAGCUCCGACUGCGUCCACGCAGCACAGAUUUGUGUCUCCGGCGAGCUGCGCGCCGCACAGAUUUGCGCGCAACACACAGCACAGAUUUGCGCGCAGCGCCGAUUUGUGCUGCGCGCACGCAGCGGAGAUUUGUGUCUGCGGCGAGCUGCGCGCAGCACAGGUUUGUGGCGCGCGCAACACAGACUGGCGUCCACGCAACACAGAUUUGCGUCUGUGUUGCGUGGACACAUCGAACUCUCCUUCUGCCGAGACCUUUCUGCCGCCCUGGCGGAAGUGCCUACUGGGCGGCGAUAGGAUGCGGCGCUACCAGCCUCGCAGGGGCGGGCUGCAGCCCCGGUAGGGAGGCAGGUGCGCCGCGCGCCCCGACCACCCCCCUAUCGUGCUUCGCCCUCCUUGCCGUUGCGGUUGUCUUCUAAAUCCGAAACCGAUAUGCGUUUUUCCAUAAGUCGUAAACUCGGUCAAUUGUCGUCUGUCCAAAACCAACCAACCGACCGACCAACCGACCGGAAUUUAGGCCUACAGGCCCACGCCUACUCAAAUUUUCAUAUUUUUGUUUUUUUCAUGCAUACAUCUAUAAAAUGAAAGAUCAUAUGCUAAUGAAUGAUGAUGAAUGCAAAUUUCUAUGCAAAAUCAUGGGUGAUCUGCUGUCAUGGCACUAAGGUAUACAUCUGUUUUUCUUUUUUCUUCUGAUGCAAAAUGAAAAUAC